Leguminivora glycinivorella is the source of this 7682-nucleotide messenger RNA. RefSeq names its product protein ELYS (gene Elys). The record is from RefSeq and is a predicted model, not a curated record. The transcript is spliced from 39 exons. Lineage: Eukaryota; Metazoa; Arthropoda; Insecta; Lepidoptera; Tortricidae. Bases 203 to 7450 code for a protein of 2415 amino acids.
UUAAAUUCAAAUGGAAGAUUACGCUCCAACAGAUUUUUUAUUUAGUUGUGUAUAAUUUAAGUGUUAAUAAAAAUCUAUAGGAUUAAAUUUUCCAAAGUAAAAUACUUGCCGUUCUAACCUUAAGCGGCGAAAGUAUAAUGCAUCAUAACCUCAAAGCUGAAUUUGUUUUCCGUUAUAAAUUUUAAAAUCUGUUCAGUUUAACAUGCAGAAGUUACAAGAUAGUGUUUUUUCAAUAAUAAAAACUACAAACCUUUCUCCUGCCGUGUUCAGUUAUUUGCAGCCAUCGGAAAAUGCAGAAAAUGUUCCUCUGGGUGGUAUUCUAAGUGACACGAAGCAUGGCUGGCUGGCGCUGGGCACCAAAUUCUGUGUGGUGGACCUUAGAACCGGGCUGAAGGUAGCUGCCAGGACCUUUGGAGUCCCUUAUAGCAACACCAACUGUACAAUCACCAGCGUAAUAGAACUGCCCACACCGCUCACCGAAAACUCCAAGCAGCUCAUUGUCUGCCUAGAAUGCGAAGACCUCACCGGCCUCAUCUGUGUACUCCAUGUCAACGGCUCACAGAUCCUCCGGUGCAUCCAGACAGAUGUGGUGAUUACGGAGAUAGCUGUGUGCGAUGAGGUGCCGGAUGGCCCGUUGACAUGCUUUGAUGGAGUUAUCAUGGCUGGCUCCAAGAGAGGAGAGAUUUUUGCGUUUGAUCUGAAUAGAGCCAGUCUUAUUCAAGCAUUAAAAGACAUAUCCCAAGGCUACGAGCACCUAGUCCGCAUGGAAUCUAACCCAGCCAAUCUAGCAUUCCUCUCUCACAAUGCUGUCUCACAAAUAGACCAACACAGAGAUCAGGCAUUAGAAAACGAUGACCAUCUUGCUCUAAUCCUUAACGAAAACUCACUAGUUGACGGCCAGUAUUUGUUUAGAAAUCCAGAUGGUUCAAUUCGGAUGAAAGCGAAACAGGACCACAUAAGAGUGUCAUCACUUCAGUAUGUGCCGCAAUUGGGCAGUUUGGCGGUUGGAUUUAAUUUCGGGGCGUUCCAGAUUUGGAACAUGAUGAGUUUGGAGCUGGAGUUCGCGUCGCAGGUUAAUAGAGAAUGCUUGCCGGUCACGCAUUUUGGAUUUCAGGAGCCUUGUGACGACCCGAGAGCCUUCUGCUACCUGUGGGCCGUGUUCUCCGUGAUGGAGAGGUUUGAGGAAGAAGAGUUCCCCCUGGCUGUCAUGUACUCCCUCACCUAUCAAGGGAAGAGGAUGCUUUCGGAUACCAAGUGUCUUUAUCAGGACUUCAUGAUGGCGACAAUAAGGUUCCAAGUGGAGCUGACUGUGAUGGAGAACGCCGGUCAGUUCGUUGGUGGUAGAUGCGUGUCUUGUCACGCGUACUCCGUUAGUUCUACCUUAGGGGAGGAGGGUGAAGAUAGCAUGCUGAACAUCUGCCAGCUGGUCUGGGAGUGCUGGGGCGAGAACGUAAACUCCGCCACGGAGUAUGGCAUGCUGCUGUUCGACCUGGACCAGUGGUAUAAGGACCAGAUGCCUUCAACGUACAGCCUACAAAGCAACGCGUUCAUGAGCACCUCGUGGUGCGGGCAGCUGGCCGCGGCCGGGACUCGAACCCUGGACGUGCGGCUGCAGCCCGGCUCCGUCACGCCCUACUCGCACGCCACUCGCCUCGAGGAGCACUUCUACCCGAACUCUAUACAUUACAAUUGCAUCUGCCUGAACACGUCGGACGCGUGCGUGCUGAACACGGCCGGCAUCCAGCGGCAGAUCAUAGCGGCGAUGGACGAGACGGGGCCGGCGGCGCUGCUGCACCCGGCGCGGCUGCACCGCGCGUGCGCCGCCGCCGGCCUCGCGCCGCUCUACGCCGACGCGCCGUCCGCCGCCGCCGACCCCGCGCCGGAGGAGCAACGAAGAUUCCUAUUAUCAGUGGCGCUGGAAGCUCGCCUGUCUCGGUUCCUCAAGCGCUGCGCCCACGACUGGGCCACAGGCAGCCAUCAUGGGGUCGGCUGCACGCUUCCGUUUCUGGUGGAUUGGUGUUGGCGCCGCGCCAUACAAUUAAAAGAGAACGCGAAAGAGCUCACUGCUCCGCUGUUCUCCUCUUCGUCUUUACCUGACAGAAACGUAGUGCGGUGUCUGGAACACUGUGUACAACAGCUGACGCAGCUGACCGGCUUACUGGACGCCAUACUUACUAAAUGCUGCAACCUCAUUGUUCCCGAUGCUCUAAGCGAGAUUGAGGAGAAGUACAAGGGCGUGGGCACGGUGGCGCUGUACUUCCAGGUGGUGCAGUGGUUCCUGCGCGUGGGGCUGCUGCCCGAGCGGCGCCACGACCUGCCCUACCCGGCCAGCCAGCUCAGCGAGAUAUACACUAAGAGGCGAAUGAAGCUGCAACGGCUACAGAGCGGACUGCCCAACGAGGACGCGAGCAAAUCAUGCUCGUUGCUCUACAUCGAUCAGCUGAUCGAGAACGAGUUCGGCGGCGAGAGGAUACAACAGAUGUGGCUGAAAGGCGGCAGCGAGACCAACGGGCUGUACCCGCCGCCGUCCCUCUACUCCCUCCUGCGGCUGUACCUGCUGCCCGACAUCGCCGAGGAGCACAAGCACUCGCUGGUGCUGUACCUGCUGGUGGACUACUCCAUGCUCUACGAAGUCAGGUACGAGGCGGUGGUGCGGCGCCUCAUGCAGUUCCCGACGAUGUUCGGGCUGAGCCACACGGCCAUCAAGGCCACGCAGGCCUUCUGGCAUCUCGACCACAGGGAUUUCGAUUUCGCCCUAGACCAGCUGCAAUGCCUGACGGGCAACACUCUCUCCCCCUGGCAACACCACGCCGUCCUCUCUUCCCUUCUAGCACAGAACAUGACACAGGCCGCCCUACAAUACCUGCACGUGCGAAAACCAGCACCUGUCCAGAACAACAGGGUCAACGACCAUGAUAAAUUAGAGGACUGGCAGAGCUGUUGCAACCUGUAUCUAGCGAGAAAAUUGGUGUUUGAGGCGUUGGACGUGGUCAGAAUGUGUGCGCAGAACGCGGGGAGUCUAGAGGAGAAGCUUCACGUGUUGAACUUCUUUUUCAAAGGGUGCCGCAAUACAGGGCAGUUGUCUAAACUCCUUCAAGUGACCUUACUGCCUUUUGAAGAGGAGGCGUUCAUCAAGUACUUGGAGACGUGCAGCGACCCGCAUACCUCGGACAUACUCAUCAUGUACUACUUGCAGCAAGCCAGGUACUUAGAAGCUCAACAGCACAACUGCAAGCUCCGUCACACGAAGCGCGCCAACAUAACCGCCUCCUCGUCCUCCAUAGCGGACGCGUUAGACCGGCAGCAGGCACGAGACACGCUAGUAGAUGUGGUGUGCGCGUCGCUGCCGACCAUCGCCUCCAGAGUGGCGCGCACGGCGCUCAGCAACGACUGCGAGCCGCAUAUUUUGGCAGCCAAGCCGAUGUCGGUGUUUGUUCAAGCGAAAUCUCCUAAGAACACUUUCACCUACAAAUCCUCCUUUAUUCAGGACACGAUAGAAAACGCAAGUGAAACCUGGGUAAAUAGACCUAAGAUGAGGCGCGGUAUUAAACGAGCGCUGAAUAUUGAAGACACACCCUUCAUCUGCACUCCGAAGCUGUCAAGAACUAAGAGUAUAUUCAGUGACUUCCAAUCCGAGUCGACGCCGCCAAAGCGCGCCAAACUCGACCUUACCGGCACGCCGCGAACGCCCAAGUUCCCGCGCACGCCGCAAGCCGAACACAUGAGUCGACAGAUGGCGACACUGUUGGACAUGCCCGAAGUGCAGAGUCCGGAUGGGAAGAUAUAUGAUAGGAGUGGGGCUGGGACGCCACAUAGUAUACUCAAGAUAAGAAACUCGGCCCUCGGUCGCGAUGCUCCAUCUCCGGUCGACUCCCGAUACCUCGGAGACAGUGACGACGAACUAUUGGAAACUGCCAGCAACCACACUCACUACAGCGACUCCACCAACAAACACCUGCGUUUCACGAUCCCGACGGCGUCCGAGUCGGGGUCAACGCCCUCGCCGCCCGCGCCCUACGCCGAGCUGCGAGAGAGAGAGCCGCGCCAGAGAGAGAUGGACGAGUCCAUGGAGAGCUUCGUCACUACCACCAGCACCGCGCAUCCUAUGAAGGAUGACAAUCCUUUCGAAUCGCCUCUCAAGAAACUGGCAACGGAAGAGAAGAUUUCGUCAAGGAAAUCUUACAAGGAUAGCGUUCGGUCGAGACGUUCUCUCUCAAUCUCCGCCAACAGCAGUCUCUCCGAAGACCCCAACACCUCCAUAGAGAGCAUCGCAGACAUCCCCAUCACGCUCAUCAACCCGCGCUACCGCAAGAAAGAGACGGACACACUAGACAGAGACAGCGCGUCGCCGGGCAAGGAGCGCUCGCCGAGCAGGAGCGAGACAGAGAUGGAGCAAGAAGAGAGGGACAUCGUGCCGCGCACGCCGCGGGGGAGGAGGGGUAUAAGGGGGGCCGGGGAGAGCACGCCGCUGGCUAACAGAAGUCGUUCCGGCACGCCAGAGCACGUGGACUCUCCUAUAGUAACGCCUCUAAGAUCGAGCAGAAACACAAGGAGCCGUUCCCGCACACCGGAAAUAAGUCCGCGAGCGUCGCCACUGGCUCCCAUCCUGGAGCAACCCAGACAGGAAGUGGAGAGUGAACCACAUCCUAUCAAGACUACUCUUAGUGUACAGAGCCGAUUAAGAAGUCGUUCUCGCACCCCUGAGAGAAUUGAGAAAGUGGCCGAAUCUCCGCGCCUCGAGGCCAUCACGGAGUCUCCCACACAACCGGAGGAGCCCGCGUCGCCGCGGAGGCCACUCAGGAGCCGCUCGCGCUCGCCGCAGCUCGAAAUAGACGUGCCGAAGAGCCCGAGGAGUUUAAGAAGCCGCUCAAAAACGCCAGAAAAACUCAUGUCGCCCAAAGCCGACCGCACCACUAAAGCCAAAAAAUCGCUCACCAGAAUAGUCUUAGAAGCCAAUACGUUCAAAGCCAAAAACACCGAACCAGAGAAAACUAAUGAAAAUGAAGAAUUGAUCGAAUGUACUCCUAUGAAGCCUAAACCAGACGCUAGCAUGGAUGUAUCGUUAUCUCCAAUAGUCAAUAAGUCUGUUCUUACUGAAACUCCAGAUAAGGUACAGUCAGCUGACAGCAGUAAGGCCAACAUAGCAUUGCCUGCAUUCACCAAAAUGAACGAAACUCAAUUCGGUAAAUCAGUACUGCAAAGUUGCGAAAGCAGCGCCGUUGAAACUUCACAAGAAACCGAAAAAGAAAAAGACAAUGAAUCUGUACAUGUCAAAACUCUCCCAGCAUUUACUUCAAUGAACGAUAGUAUUUUUGCUAAAUCCGUGUUGCAUAGUUAUGAGAGCAGUGUAGCAGAAAGUUCAAUACAUGAAGUAUCUGUUACUAAAGAGAUAUCAGUUACUCAAGUAACUAAAACAGAAGUAUCUAUAGCUUGUACGUCUGUAUUAAGAGACCAAUCCAGUCUUUUGACUAACGACAGCGAUUCAGAAACCGGAGACAAGUCAGAUUGGAAGGGAGUGGAGCGCGUGGAAGGCUCCGCGCGGGACAUUCAGAAGGAGAAGGAGAGGAUCGUGGAAAUAGAGAGGGAGAUCCAUGAGAUAGAAGGAGACAUGAGCGACGAGGAGGGGUCGACUGAUGAGGAGAUCGUGGAGGGAGCUGCAGAUGAUGAUGAUGAGGACAGUUCAGAGGAAGAGGAUGCUGAUGACGUGUCAAGGUCAGGCUCCGACGACGACGAAAUAAUAUCAAUCGGAGACUCUUCAGCCGAAUCCAACGCCGACCAAACCUCAUCCGACAGUAACGUUCAACACAGAAACGACGAUGAAAGCUCCGACAGCAACAGAGAGAAGAUUGAAGAACUAACCGUGAAUAGGGAAAGCCCAGAGAUGGAACAGUCGGAGCGAGAUCCGUUGAACCAAGGGGGGGUGUCGCUGCUUACUGAUGACAAUUCCAAGCUGUCCGAAAAUGAUAUGGAUCUUAAUUAUGAGGAUGAUGAAGAGGAAACUAAGAAAGAAACAGACUCGACUAAAACUGAAACUGGAGAAUCGAAAAUUGAAACAAAGGCACCAGAACCGGAAAAGGACACACCGGAACAAGAUGCAGCAGAACAAGCACUCAAAAGGGAGAUGGAAACAGUCAUAAAGAUAGAUGUGGUUGUUGAAGAAGUGAACCCUAUUGAAUUAAAAGAAACUCCUGCUGUUGCGACUGCAAAAGGUACUGAUGUAGUAGACGCCAGUUCAGACAUAAAGAAACCGGAGUUCAUGGAAGUCGAUCCUACAUCUAAAGAUAUUGUUGCAGAUAAGGUAGUGCCUGAAGAGAAAACGGUAGAUAAAGUUGAAAAAGAAGCUAAAGAGUCACAAAAAACUAUAGAAACUGCAGAAUCUGAAAAGGAAAAACCUGAAUCUCGUUUACGCAAACGCGCCGCGUCCACAUCAUCGAAUAAAUCUAAACAGGAUGAUAAAAUAAUGGAUGUUGCAGAAAUUGAAACGAGAAAGCCUAUGACUAGAAAGCGCGCUAAAUCUACAGCGUCCAACCAAUCGGAGGAGGUUGAAGAGACGCCGAGUAAGAUAAGUAACCCCACGCCUGCCAUGAGGAGGUUGAUGGCGAAACUUGAGUCUAAGGAGGCGGAGAAUAAGGCCGAGAGUCCGGUGAGGCCGCAGCGCCGCGCCACGCGCCGGCGCAGCAACAAUGAUGACAAUGUCAGCGUCACGUCGGAGGACUCCGCCAGGUCGACGAGGAGUAAGGCUAGUGAAAAAGAGAAGAAAGGAAGGAAGUCCAUAGUGGCGGUGAAACCGGAGCUCAGCGCCAUCCCGGAAAUGUCUGUAGACGAGUCCAAGGUCGACGUCGGGGAUUACUCCAGCUCGAGGAGGUUGACCCGGCACCAGAAGUCACUGCUCUCCACGCUGGAGCUGCGCCCGCGCGUGGGCCGCGACGCUGCGGAGGACAGGGAGCCCUUCGAUGUGCAGCCCCUCGACAGGAUCAGCCUGCUCAACAAGACCGACUUCGAAGGCUCCCCCGACGCGGCGGAGCCGGCGCGGCGCUCGCCCGAGACGGACUCCCUCGUGUCGCACUCCUCCGGCCGCAGGACGCCUCGCCUGGCCCGAGCGGCGUCCGAGACGAAAACUGUCCCUAAAGCGGCCAAAAUUGGAAGAAGAGUUUCUGUAGAUGUCGUGUCGUCGCCGAGCUCGCCCGCGGGCCGGGCCGGGCGGCGCGCGUCGUUCACGCGGGCGUGCGAGGCGCUCCACACGCCUAAGGGGCGCCGCGCUUCUAUGGAUCUCAAGAAGGAUACAGAUAGCGCACCGGGCUCCCCGGCGGGCUCGGAGGCGUCCGGCCCGGCGACCCCCGCGCGCCGCGGACGCCGCGCCUCCACACACUCCAGCUCCAGCGUCACUAAAGACACUACUAAACGGUCUAAAAAGCUAUCAACUGUAGAAGAAAGUGAUGCCAAGAAAUAAUUGUUAUUUAUAAGUGUAGGUUAUAUUUAUUUUGUUUUGUUUUUGCAUUUAUUAUACAAAUAGUCCAACCAGAAAUAAAAUUGUAUAGUUAUAUAGUAAAUUAAGCGUAUUUACAUACUAAGGCAUAGUGAAAUGCAAUAAAAUAUUAUUUCUGGUCAGCCUAUUAACUAUUAGGUAACUUUUGUUUUAUUUAUUUACAUUUUCCACUAACUAAUAAAAGAUGGAUUAACAA